Fonsecaea nubica is the source of this 399-nucleotide messenger RNA. RefSeq names its product histone H2A. The record is from RefSeq and is a predicted model, not a curated record. Gene Ontology annotation, cellular component: nucleosome. The coding region runs from base 1 to 399 and encodes 132 amino acids. Lineage: Eukaryota; Fungi; Ascomycota; Eurotiomycetes; Chaetothyriales; Herpotrichiellaceae. Gene Ontology annotation, molecular function: DNA binding; protein heterodimerization activity; structural constituent of chromatin. The transcript has 3 exons.
AUGACUGGCGGAAAAUCUGGCGGCAAAGCCUCUGGCGGCAAGAGCGCUCAAUCCCGAUCCUCAAAGGCUGGUCUCGCAUUCCCCGUUGGCCGUGUCCACCGUCUCCUGCGGAAGGGCAACUAUGCUCAGCGUGUUGGUGCCGGUGCUCCGGUCUACCUUGCCGCCGUGCUUGAAUAUCUUGCGGCUGAAAUCCUCGAACUUGCCGGCAACGCCGCUCGUGACAACAAGAAGACCCGUAUCAUCCCUCGUCAUCUUCAAUUGGCCAUCCGAAACGACGAGGAGUUGAACAAGCUGCUGGGACACGUCACAAUUGCCCAGGGUGGUGUCUUGCCCAACAUCCACCAAAACUUGCUGCCAAAGAAGACCGCCAAGGGCAAGAACCCCAGCCAAGAGCUGUAA